This is a messenger RNA of Staurois parvus, 255 nucleotides long. The record is from the annotation of a GenBank genome assembly. NCBI's taxonomy places the organism in Eukaryota, Metazoa, Chordata, Amphibia, Anura, Ranidae.
CACCGGUGAUUGGGCGCCAGAACUCAGCUCCAUGCUGGAACACUAUUGGCACUAUCCCCCCCACUGACACUAACUAUGGGGCACUAUUCCUCCCCCACUGACACCAACGAUGAGGCACCAUUUCUCGUCCCCACUGACACCAACGAUGGGGCACUAUUCCUCCCCCCCCACUGACACCAAUGAUGGGGCACUAUUCCACCCCCCACUGACACCAAUGAUGGGGCACUAUUCCACCCCCCACUGACACCAAUGAUG